AUGUUAUGUCUCCCCGAUGGAGCAGUGGGAAGAGGGUCCUUUGCGACGCUGCCCCAACGUCCAAUGGCAUCGCCAACGCCUCACUCGCUGUUAUUCAACGGAUUUUCCAUCAGUUCUCGAGGACCAAGACCUUUCAGUGGGGCGCGGAGACCGGAAGCGACGAGAGAACCCAUUGUCUUCAAGGGUCCGGAAUGGAGUCCGGUGCCCCCGCUUGGCGAAUGGAAGUUCUGCGUUGGUUGGACAUCCCGUUGGCUGUGCCUUGACGAAGACGUUGUUUCAUUCCUGGCCGAGUGA
This is a messenger RNA of Colletotrichum destructivum, 294 nucleotides long. RefSeq lists its product as uncharacterized. The record is from RefSeq and is a predicted model, not a curated record. The transcript has a single exon. Lineage: Eukaryota; Fungi; Ascomycota; Sordariomycetes; Glomerellales; Glomerellaceae. The coding region runs from base 1 to 294 and encodes 97 amino acids.